Messenger RNA from Spizellomyces punctatus DAOM BR117, 1057 nucleotides. RefSeq lists its product as uncharacterized. The transcript is spliced from 7 exons. Gene Ontology annotation, biological process: maturation of LSU-rRNA from tricistronic rRNA transcript (SSU-rRNA, 5.8S rRNA, LSU-rRNA). NCBI's taxonomy places the organism in Eukaryota, Fungi, Chytridiomycota, Chytridiomycetes, Spizellomycetales, Spizellomycetaceae. Gene Ontology annotation, molecular function: RNA binding. The record is from RefSeq and is a predicted model, not a curated record. Bases 30 to 890 code for a protein of 286 amino acids. Gene Ontology annotation, cellular component: nucleolus.
AUUUCAUUUAUUGGAAGUUGAACAGUAUCAUGUCUGGGCAUAAGAAACGUCGUGCAGAAGCCAAAAGUGGGGUUGGAAAGAAGACAAAGACAGGCAAGGGUUCUCAACCAGGAGAAGAAUACAUUGAGGCUGUUGGGGAGACGAUUCCAAUAGAUCCGGUGUCAGGGGAAGACAGUCAGGAGGAGAGAGAAGGCAUAACGGCCAGUGAAGCAGCAUCCGAAAAUGAGACCGAAAAUAUUGUGAUUGAAGAAAAUACCGACUCAAAUGAUAGCUCCGACGAUGAUGCUUCAACGGCGGAAAGCUCUGACGAUGAGUUCAAGACAAAUCGUCCUCUGGUUCUACUAUCCCCGGAGGAUAAGGAGGCGCUGAUGGAAAGGACGAGAAAGGGAAAAGAUACAACUGCUACAUCCAAACCUGGCGUGGUCUUCCUUGGCCGAAUUCCACAUGGAUUUUAUGAGAAAGAGAUGAAGGCGUACUUUUCACAAUUUGGAGAUGUUAAACGCUUACGCCUUUCACGGAAUAAGAAGACUGGGAAAUCGAAGCAUUACGCAUUUAUAGAGUUUUCCUCGGAAGAUACGGCAAAGAUUGUCGCUGAGACGAUGGAUAAUUAUCUGCUGUUUAACCAUCUGCUAAGAUGCAAGUUCGUUCCAGAAGAUGGUGUACAUCCUGAAACAUGGAAAGGAGCGGACAAGAAGUUCAAAGUCAUACCACGGGCAAAAUUGCAACGCGAAAAGCACAACAAGUCGCCUUCGAAGAAAACGCACGACCGGCAAGUGAAAUCGUUACUGGAAAAAGAAUCAAACAAGCGUGCCCGCCUUCAAGCGCUUGGUAUUGAUUACGACUUCCCAGGAUACUCGCAUAACACUGCGGGUCGUACCACCUCGUCAUGAUCGACUCCGGAACGCACAGGACGCCGAAUCUAUUUAAAUGACAGAUACUUGUACAUUAUCUUGUUAACUGCACGUGUCUACAUGUAGAAGUAAUAAUUUGGUUGGAAACCGUACAAAAUGCGCGGUAAUCCGGACUCUCGUUGAUAACUACUCCUUCUAAAGUCCCA